CUGAAAAGGCAAGAGAAGGACGGAGAGGGAGAGAGAGAGAGAGAGGGAGAGAGGGAGAGAGGGAGAGGGACUCUGUCACUCACUUUUAGUAAAGCCAAACACGCACACAGAAAGAUACCUGGAGUCCAAGUGAGCCUCUCUGCUACAGAGCUGAUCAAGGUGUUCAGCGGCAGAGAUUUACUUUGGCUACAAGGACAGAAGACUCAUACACAUAGAAACACACACUACACGUACAGUCAUUUUUGAGCUGCUCCCCUCCUCUUGCACUUUUUUAGACUAUCCUGCUCUUUUGCUCUGGUGGACAGCCAGCGAUGUCGUGGGACUGUGGCCUUAGGUACAUGUUCUCCGUGUCCCCCCCGCUGCAGCCAGGGAGCAUGUGCAUCCUGCAUGACAAGGAGGACCUGUCCAGACUGGAGAUGGUCCAGAGACUGGCCAAGGAUGGCUGCCGCUUCCUGCAGAACCACAGCAAGGGCCCGGAGAGGACAUGCGAGCCCCAGAGUGACGAGGCAGUCCGAGUGUGUCUGCGGGAGAGGGGCCACGAUGUGCUCGUUCUCCAGAGAGUGUCGUCAGAGCGGCCAGCCCUCCCCGCAUCGGCGAGGGGAGGAGGGAGGGAGGAGGACUCGUCCACUGACUCUGUUGUGUCCGACAGGUUCAUGGUGGUAUCAGGGACCCCGGAGAAGAUCCUGGAGCACUUGCUGAAUGAUCGGACACUGGACGACGACCAGGGGACGACACAGGUCAAAGAGUCAGACACACUUCUGGAUGACUUCCUGCUGACCUACCCAGUGUUCAUGUCAACCAGUGAUUUAUGUCAAGCUCUGCUGGGACACUAUUGCACCAAGCGAUGCCGAGGGAAAGAGGACAGGAAGGAGUCGCUGGAGAGGAAACGAAAAGUCCUGCACCUGGCGUCGCAGUGGAUGUCUCUCUGCAGAGACUUCCUGAGAGAGGACGAGCACGUCAAACUCUUCAUGAAGACUUUGUACCGCCACGUGUUGGACGACCUCUACGAGCACCCCGCCCUGGAGACAGAUGUGAGGGAGCUGCAGCAACUCUACCAGCUGCAUCGCAGACACACUGUGGAUGAAUAUUCACCGCAGAGAAAGAGCAAAGCACUUUUCCACCAAUUGAGCCUGAAAGAGAACGGGCUCCAGUCCAGAAGCACGCAGAGGGAGACCAAGGAUGUGCUGUGUCAUGUGUACAUCACUUUGGAAUCGUACCUGAGCACCAAGGCCCAUGCAGGAGUAGUGGCCCAGGAGCUGCUGCAGGCGGUGGCAGAGAGGAUGGAUGUCCCCCAGGGGGAACUAGUCCUUGUAGCUGUGACUUAUACUGGAGGUCGACUCCUCCUGCAGCCUCAGGACAGAGUUUUCUCUGAUUCUCUCCGGCCGGUGGGGAGGUUGCACAUAUGCAGGAAAGACCUGGGAGAAGUCCUGUAUCCGUUCACAGACAACUCCGAGCUGCAGCAGAGGACGGCUCGCAUGUUCACGUUAAACACGUGGGACGUGGCUGUUGCUCUAACCAACUUUGACUGGUCCAUCUUUGACUCGAUACAUGAGCAAGAACUGGUCUACUUCACCUUCAGCCGCCAUGCCAGCAGUCACCACACUGUGGCGUUAGAGCUGCUGCUGCAGCGCUGCAAUGAGGUGCAGCUGUGGGUGGUCACUGAGGUGCUGCUGUGCCCAACCCUCUGCAAGAGGGUCCAACUCAUCAAGAAGUUCAUCAAGAUCGCCGCCCACUGUAAAGCACAGAGGAACCUCAACUGUUUCUUCGCCAUUAUAAUGGGCCUGAACGCUGCAGCGGUCGGCCGCCUCAGUCAGACAUGGGAGAAAAUUCCUGGGAAAUUCAAAAAGCUUUUCUCAGAGCUGGAGGCAUUUACAGAUCCCUCGCUGAACCACAAGGCCUACAGGGACUCCUUCAGGAAGAUGAAGGCGCCAAAGAUCCCCUUUCUUCCUCUGCUGCUGAAAGACAUCACAUUCAUCCACGAGGGCAACAAGACGUUCCACGAUAACCUGGUCAAUUUUGAAAAGCUGCACAUGAUCGCAGACGCAGUGCGGCUCAUUCGACAGUGUCAGAGAGAUCACAUGGGAAACGGCAUCACCCAGAAGAGCAGCCCUGAGGUGCGAGCCUACAUCGAUUAUCUUCAUAUCAUCGACAAUCAGCAGACUCAGUUUGAACUGUCACACAGGCUGGAGCCUCGUGCUUAGACAGCAGCUCCCACUGUGCUUCCCAUCGCCACGGAAAACAACCCCCUCCGUCUCCUCUAUCUCUCAGGACUCAAAGUCAGAGGAGGCACUGCGUGACCCUGACCGACCACAGGAGGGAGCCGCUCAAUCAGGAAUCUCUCACCAGAGACAGGAAGGAGAAGAAGGCACAUCUUAGGUUUGACUUGUGCUGAAACCAUUCAACACCAGCAGCAGGUGUUGACCCGUGUGUGUGUGUGUGUGUGUGUGUGUGUGUGUGUGUGUGUGUGUGUGUGUGUGUGUGUGUGUGUGUGUGUGUGUGUGUGUGUGUGUGUGUGUGUGUGUGUGUGUGUGUGUGUGUGUGUGUGUGUGUGUGUGUGUGUGUGUGUGUGUGGUCCUGCUGCUGCUCUGUCCUACAUCAGAUCAAGUGCUGUUCUGAAAAUAACCCAGCAGCGCCCCCCUGUGGUGAACCAGUAGCCUGCAGAAAGAAGCGUGUGCAGGCAAAGUCCCUCACAUCCAAUAAAAAGCAACAAAAAAUGAAUGUGGACAAAAAGUGUUGAGCGUGGAGGAUCAUUCUCGACCAAUCACCUGCCUUUUCAGAGCUUUUACAACACAUCACAUACACGACUCUAACAUGCGUGUUCCAUCUUAAUGUGUCGACAGACCGUGUGAAUGAAUUUGGCAACGACAGAAAGUCACAAGAUUUAACCAAAGAGUAUUUCAGUCCUGUACUGUGCACACACAUCUGUUUCCUCAGAGUUUCAUACAAUCCAGAUGUUCUCUUCUGCCUAAAGCUGGAUGUGCAGUCACCGCUCACUCAGCACAGCGUUAGUACUACAAGCCGAUGUCUCACUAAACUAGAUCAAGUCUUAAGACACAGAGAAAAGUAUUGUUAAACCUACAGAUGAAUAUUAAACAUUUUCAUAUAUCGUUUUCCUGAUUUAUUUUUACAUCAUAGUAUUCUCAAAUGGUUUUCCUUUUGUUUUAAGUGCAGUGAAGUUGUUGAGCCUUUACACAGGCCAGAUAGUGCAGGACAUUAGAAGAGGAUAUACAGUACACUGGGUUUCUUUGGUGUAUGAGUGUCUGUCAAAUGUGUGUGUGUGUGUGUGUGUGUGUGUGUUCUAAUUGUGUAUGUUAGUGCCAAAUACCAUAAAAAUGCUCUUUCAAUAAAAAAAUAAACUGCUAAUCAUCGCUAAGUAUCGACAUUAGGAUCCAUGUAGAGCUUUGGACAAUCAGCAGACACAUCUUGUUCUUUCUUUACAGGUUUAAACACAAUAUGGUGGAAUUUUUCCUUGUUUCAAAGGAUCAGACACGCAGGUAGUUUUGUUUUGUUUUGUUCAGGUUUAGCUUUUAGCUUUUGGAUUGUGGGACUGCAGCGACACGUCUUUACAAAGACAACAACACAAUGACUCACAGCUUUGCCAACAGUAAAGCGAUGCUGUGUUUUUGUGGUGAACUGUCUAUGAAUGAAGAGCAAUAGCAAAAUUAAAUACUGCAGCACCUUCUGGAGGAAGAUAUCGAAAAAUCGAAGCCAUUUGCUCGUGUACAAUGUGUUGUAACACUAGCGUAUACAACCGUAGAGCUUGUAGUCAUGUGAGAGGGAAUUUAGUCUCUAAAUUGAUCUGUGCAAAAUGUUCACUUUUCCUCUAACAUGAGGUCAUUCUGAGUAGAUGAAGUGUUGAGUGGAAUCUUUCUUUAUUUUCUUUGUAUAUUUUUGCAUUUUAAAGCCGAUGGUGAACAGUAUCUUUUUCCUUAAUUAUAAUUUUUAUCAUCAAAAAUGUACAGUUCAUUUUAUUUAUACUGUAUAUAUUUAUAUACAUGUUUAAAUUCUGGAUACGGAUAUUUAUUUAUUUCAGAAUUAUUUAUUUGUUCUACAGAUUUUACAGUUUCCUUUCUGUUAGAUUUUUAUUUCUUGUACGCACUGUUUGGGCCGGUCUGCAGGAUGUGGUAAAACCCCACGGAUUGACCACCGCUGUCGACUGUGCAUGCAAUAAAAUACUUUUCAUCAUCA
Hippoglossus stenolepis (Pacific halibut) is the source of this 4188-nucleotide messenger RNA. RefSeq names its product rap guanine nucleotide exchange factor 5. Gene Ontology annotation, molecular function: guanyl-nucleotide exchange factor activity. Lineage: Eukaryota; Metazoa; Chordata; Actinopteri; Pleuronectiformes; Pleuronectidae. Gene Ontology annotation, biological process: positive regulation of GTPase activity; Ras protein signal transduction. Gene Ontology annotation, cellular component: plasma membrane. The record is from RefSeq and is a predicted model, not a curated record. The transcript is spliced from 18 exons. The coding region runs from base 312 to 2201 and encodes 629 amino acids.